UUAUAUCUUGGCCCCUCCCACCAGCCAAUAUGGCUACUGCUGCUGCUCCUGCUCUUUCAGUUCCACUGAAGUGGAUAUGUGUUAGCUGUAUCCCUGAGGUCAUUCUACAGGGACUCUAUACCACGUACCCUGUACUGGUCUCUUCGAUGCUCAUCAGGUGUAUUGUUAGUCUGGUACCAGCUCGCCAUAGCUAUUAUGAUGCCAUAGCUACAGUCCUUGGGUUAUGGACCCUGUGGUGGUACUAUGGAUACAGUACAGGGUAUUUCUUGAUAUUAUUGAUACUGGUGUAUCUACUGGUCACUGUGGGGUCCGUCGGUAAGAGAGGUAUUCUGGUGGGUGGAGUUUGUAUGGUAUUCAUUAUAAUGUGUGAGUUAUUAAUUGUCAGUUCAGCUGAAUGGCACAAAGUGAGAGGAUCAUUUCUUGUAAUGUCAAUGAAACUGGUAUCGUUGGCCUAUGAUAUUGAUACCAACAUUAACACUGCAGGGAGGGAUCAUAGGGGAGGAGGAGGAGGAGUUCCUUCAGUCAUUAGUUAUGUGUCUUAUGCAGUAUUUCCUGCUACAACUGUCUUUGGACCAUUUGUUACAUUCAAUGAUCACCUUCAGUAUACUAAUGGGACUCCACUGUCUUUGGGUUGGAUCUUUUGUGCUGUCAGAUCUUUGUCAAUGUCACUGCUCACACUCUCACUCUCAAUGUGUCUGUUUCCUUUCCUGUUUGAGGAACCAUUUUGGAACAAGUGGUUUGCAGCAUAUUCUGCAGCUGCUUCUUUCAGAUAUAGUCAUUAUUUCAUUUCCUUUCUGUCAGAGGCUACAGCUAUUCUCUCGGGUAUUGGAUAUAAAAUAGAGCCAGCUGGAACCAUCACUUGGUCAAAGUUUAGAGUAACAUAUCCACUGGAUGUGGAGGUCCCUCGCUCACUGGGCUCUCUCGUUAACUCAUGGAACAUUCCUAUGCAUGUAUUCCUUAAGAACUAUGUAUUCAAACCAGUUCUCAUUCGGUUGAACUAUGGAGGAGCAUUCUUCUUUACAUUUCUCACAAGUGCAAUGUUACAUGGUCUUAAUUUCCAGCUAGCAGCUGUGUUACUAUCAAUAGCUUUAUAUGCUUAUACUGAAAACAAGUUUAGAUAUAAACUAAGCAAGUUACUUGAUGCAUGUGUAAAGGACAGACCUUGCAGUCAUAACUGUUCUCAUAAACACAAAUCAAGUGUUCCGUGGGUCUUUGUCAUUAAUGUACUGAUGACUUCACUCACAAUAUUUCAUUUGUGUUACCUUGGGGUCAUGUUUGGAGGGGAUUCUGAAGAAAAUGUCUCAUCAAUUGAAGGAUAUUCAAUGAUCCAUACCUUGAGACAUUGGCACAAUUUAGGAUUCUUAAGUCAUUAUGUUACAUUUCUAACUCUUGCCAUCUCUUUCAUACUUUGAACCAUCUCCUUCAUGAUUCAUCAUUUCAACAUUCCAUUAUCAAUUCAUUUUGUCACAAAAA
This is a messenger RNA of Amphimedon queenslandica, 1473 nucleotides long. RefSeq names its product protein-serine O-palmitoleoyltransferase porcupine-like. Gene Ontology annotation, cellular component: membrane; endoplasmic reticulum. Lineage: Eukaryota; Metazoa; Porifera; Demospongiae; Haplosclerida; Niphatidae. Gene Ontology annotation, molecular function: Wnt-protein binding; palmitoleoyltransferase activity. The record is from RefSeq and is a predicted model, not a curated record. The transcript is spliced from 10 exons. Gene Ontology annotation, biological process: protein palmitoylation; lipid modification; Wnt protein secretion. The coding region runs from base 30 to 1412 and encodes 460 amino acids.